This is a messenger RNA of Rotaria sp. Silwood1, 1848 nucleotides long. The record is from the annotation of a GenBank genome assembly. Lineage: Eukaryota; Metazoa; Rotifera; Eurotatoria; Philodinida; Philodinidae.
AUGAAGGACGUCGGUAACGGAUCAUUUGUAUGUCCAAAUGAUCGUCAAUUACAACUUCGAGCAAAACUUAAUUCUGGAUGGUCAUUUCAUACGGGUCGUACACCAACACGUAGUGCUAGUGCAACACCAACAAAUCGUUUUGGCAGUGCUGCUGCUGCUGCAACAAAUGCUGCAACAAAUGGUAAUCAAUCAUUACGCGAUGAAGAAUUGGAAAGAAUUAAAAAAGUUCUUGAACGCGCUCAACGUAUUGAACUUAUUGAACAAGAACGUGUCGGUAAACUGAUUGAUCGUCUUGAUAAUAUGAAAAAACAUGCAACUGGAAAUGGUUCAUCUCAAUGUGUUUUAUGUGCUGAUGGAUUUGGUAUGUUAGGUGCAUCAUCUGUUUGCUGUGUUGAUUGUCAUAAAUCUGUGUGCAAUAAAUGUUCUAUAGAAACUGUUUAUAAUCAACAAGUUAUAUCAUUAUGUAAAAUAUGUAGUGAAAAUCGUGAAUUAUGGAAAAAAUCAGGUGCUUGGUUUUUUCGUGCCUUACCAUCGCGUUCAACUUUACCUUCAAGUGUAAAACCGUCCUCAUCAGCGAUAUCGUCAGUCACUACAAAAAGUGAUAGUAUAUCAAUUGAUGAUGAUUCAAGUUCUGAUGAUCGGCAAAGUAAUAGUAGUCGAUUUAAUCGACGACCUUCACCGAGUAUAGGGACAAAUAAUCAUUAUGCGAAUAGAAAUUCAUAUCAACAAAAUUAUGAUAAUACACAUUCUAUAGCUGAACAAGAUCGUGAUGAAAGUAUUGAUUCAUUUAAAACUGAUGAACGAAGUUUAAAAGAGUAUUCUAUUGAUGACUACAUUUCAAAAUCUCAAGGACGUGCAUCAUCACAACCACCAAUAUCAUCAACAUCGUCAUCACCUGUUCCAUCAAUGAUAUCUAAUGCAACAUCAUUUCCAACAAAUAUUCGUCAAUUAUCAUCUUCUAUUUUAACUACAUCAUCAUCAGUUGAUGACUGUGGAUUAGGUGUACUUGAUUUCGAUAUUAUAUGGAGAGAAGCGUUUAAUAUUUUAACAAUAACAUUAAUACGAGCCCGUAAUCUACGUUCGGCUGAUUUAAAUGGACUUUCAGAUCCUUAUGUUAAAUUACAUCUUGUACCCGGUGUCGCUAAAGCAACUAAAUUGCGCAGUCAUACAAUUCGUCGAACAUUAAAUCCAGAUUUUGAUGAAACUCUUGUUUACCAUGGAAUAUCGUCUGAUGAUAUGAAAAAUAAAUGGCUCAAAUUAUCUGUUCUUGAUGAAGAUUCCGUUGGUGCAGAUUUUCUUGGUGAAUAUCGUUUAAAAUUAUCAAAAAUUCGACCUGAUGUAAAAGAAGUUUAUUCUGUUUAUUUACAAAAUAAAACAGAAUUAACUAUGGAUGAGGAUAAAAAUGAACGUGGAAAAAUUCUUCUUAGUCUAUUAUAUUCAAAAUUAACAUGUAAUUUUCAUGUAAGAAUUCUACGUGGUAGUCAAUUAUUACCCAUGGAUUUUGGUCAAACAUCAGAUCCAUAUUGUAAAUUAUUAUUAUAUCCUUCAACUGAUAUAAAUACAAAAUGGAAUUUCAAAACAACAGUUAAAAAACAUACAUUACAACCAGAAUUUAAUGAAGAAUUCAUUUUUCCACAUAUACAAUUACAAGAAUUGAUUAGUAAAACAUUACAAAUAACAGUUUAUGAUAAAGAUGUGGGAAAAAAAGAUGAUUAUAUUGGUGGAUUUGAAUUAGGUCAAUCAUCAUCAGGCGAUGAAUUAAGACAUUGGUUAUUAAUGGUUAAAUCACCAGACCAAUGGACUGAAAUGUGGCAUAAACUAAAACCAGAGCAAUUUAAUUCAUCAUAA